GUUUAAUUGGCGAGUAACAUUUUGGCGAGAUGAAUUCUUCGAAAGAAUCAAUGAAAUCUCAUCACUUUUCCUUCGUAUAGAGUUAUAUUGUAAUAUUUCACAAAACAGUAAUGUUUUUAGGGUAUUCUGCCAUACCCUGAAGGUACUCAGUAAUGAACCCAAGCACUAAUCCCCUGGAUGGGGGUGGAGUCGAAAAGCACCCACCAGAAGUCAGUCAAACUCUGCAAACCAUAACAGCGAUACAGAAUGUCCAAACCAUCGUACAAAGCAAUGCGUCAAACAUUCAAUCACAGCAGACAAUAGUUGGAACAUCCACAGGACUCAUCGGUAAAUCAGUUUCAUUGGAUCUAAAUCCAAAACUGUCUUUGAUGAAACCUAUCGGACAAGCUGGAAACAUAUCGUCGACCGAAGCAGCCAAAAUUACUACCACAUUAUGUCCAGUUGGUUCCACGGUACGAAUAAUAUCCCCUGGCAUGUUGAGCACAGUAGAUAGGCAAAGAGAACAGCCGCAGCAAUCGUCCCAAAUUGUUUCAAAUUUACCUGCAACUUAUCACGUGCCACGAGGGCCAGCUGCAGUCGCUAAUAUUUCAGCUCCUAGAUCUACCGUUGCUACUCCCAUUGUGAGAGCAAGUACCGGUCAGCCAGUACCAAUAUCAAGAACUGGCCCAAACACAACAGCCUCAACUGCUCAAUGGCCUCCGAAAACAACUUCCAUUGUAUAUGCUCAGCCUCAAAGACACGUCGCUCCGCCUGUAAGCAGAGUCACACGACCUGUGACUCCAGUUUAUUCCACCCAGCAAGCGAGGCUCAUAACUCCUCCGCCAGGUAGGCCUGUACAGGCCACCGUAGUCACUGGAGUUUCAGCUACCCCUGCACGUUUAGUGACUCCAGUUCUACCGACCAGCAGUACCAUUACCCGAUUACCAGUUACCCACGGGCGACCACCAACACCCCAAGUCAAUGUAGCCGCACAAUCUGGCAGACCUCCAGUACAAACGAUUUCGACAAAUCAAACUGGCAGACCUCUGACAACGCCAGGAACAGUUAAUAGAAUAGCUGUGGCCGCACCUGUAAUGAGUUCCAGUAGCAGAAUAGCAACAGCUGCAUCUGUAUCGAUCCAACCGAAUGUUGGCAGGCAGUUAGGAAUUAGUACAGCUGCAAGUACGCAAAGUGGCACAGUUAGUCGGAUAAUGAUUCCCCAGCAACAGGUCCAGCAGCAACAACACCAGCCGCAACAAUGCCCCCCUCGUGUCGUUCAGACGGUAACUUCUCUCCCUAAUCACGGAGCAGUUACUCGCGUCAUUACAACGGCAGCUAAUGUAACUGGUGCACCCCGUCCAACUCAACAAAAUCCUGCACCGGUUGCUCGUAUAUCUGGAAGCGUCAUGUCAUUGCAUCCUCUACCAUUGGCUUCGACGAGAGUUACUCCAGCUAUUGUUAAACCCACCCAAUCAACAACCAUGCCUCAAACGGUUCAGCUGAAAACUCCUACCCAACAACCUGGUCUGAGAAUUUCUACAAGCACUCCCAAUACCGGAACUGGAACUGGCACAACACACUCAGUUCAAGGUCAAUACUUGCACACCCCACAAACCACUACUUAUUACUCGUUUGAGGCCUCUGGUUCAUACCCUCAAUAUCGUCAGACUUCUAUUCAACCGGUCAGACUUUUGGUAGAUCCUAGUUACGAGGAACCUCACGCCAAGCCCAAUGCCUCGCCGAGACCAAGUAUAUUAAGAAAACGUGACCACGACAUUUCCCCAGUAAAAAGUGCAGCCAAGAAUUUGGUGCCAGUGUUAGCGUCCUUACCUCCUGUGAUACAGGCAGCGAGUCCACCAGGAUCUCCGAGAGGGGAUCGAGAUCCUGGAGGGUGUCAAAGUUCUGGCUCUACUACCGUUUCCGCAACUUCGUCUCCAGGACUAGACGAAGAACCUGAACAAUCUCGGAUCACUAUAAACCCCACCGUUGAAAUGUCACCGCGGAAAAAACCGCGCAAACAACAACUUACCGGGGUCGAAUUAACAGAGCCGAGAUGCACGGAAGAAGAAAUGCAGUUCAUUUCUGAAGAGAAAAUAAAGAAAGAAAUCAAAACGGAAAUUAAAGACAAGACCAAUCACGAGAAGAAACAAGCCCCUAAUAACCCCCAGGACCAUCCAUUUAAUAUGCAGCAACAAACUUCUAUACCUGUGAGAAGCCGGCCAACUCCAUCUUUAUUAGGGUCCUCGUGGAAGAACCGGUGGGAUGGACGAUUACAUCAUUAUCGAAGACCAAGUGACGUCCGACCACGUGAGGAACGUAGGCCGACAGUCGCGGAAUUGGCUCAGCAAAAACACGUAUUACAGAAAUUGAAUGGGUGGAAAGUUUAUCACCUUACUACGCAGAUGGAGGAUUUGGCAGACCUGGAAAAACAGGUACACGAAAAACUGAAAUCAACCUUAGCCAUGCUCGAAUCGCAACAAGGCGGUCGAGGCAGACAGGAAGAAGCGUUAGAACGUGCUAACGAACUGAUAAAGGGCAACAUGCAACGGAGCAGUUUGAUUAGCGAAGGAAUGAAUGAGGCUAGAACGCAGCUGGUAGCGAUCUUUCAACACAAAGGUCAUGUUACCGAAAUUUUACAACGGUGCGGUAACAAGCGUACUCACAAGAAAAGAGACAAGUAAUCCUAACUAGUGUAAACCGUAAAUUGUGAGUACUACAACUGUUAAUACUGUUAAAGUAUAAACCUUUUCGCAGAUCAGGUUGAAUCACGAUAUUUUUAAUUCUGUCAAAUAGAAUCUAUAUUAAAAGAAAUAAAUAACAUGGUUUUAUAUGUCUUAA
Athalia rosae (coleseed sawfly) is the source of this 2817-nucleotide messenger RNA. It is a transcript of the gene Sap130, whose product is annotated as histone deacetylase complex subunit SAP130. The record is from RefSeq and is a predicted model, not a curated record. NCBI's taxonomy places the organism in Eukaryota, Metazoa, Arthropoda, Insecta, Hymenoptera, Athaliidae. Gene Ontology annotation, biological process: negative regulation of transcription by RNA polymerase II. Gene Ontology annotation, cellular component: Sin3-type complex. Bases 153 to 2660 code for a protein of 835 amino acids. The transcript is spliced from 10 exons.